Molecule: messenger RNA, 2646 nt
Organism: Helianthus annuus (common sunflower)
Lineage: Eukaryota; Viridiplantae; Streptophyta; Magnoliopsida; Asterales; Asteraceae
Product: putative pentatricopeptide repeat-containing protein At5g52630
Exons: 1
Coding region: 127-2562 (811 amino acids)
Biological process (GO): RNA modification
Molecular function (GO): protein binding; RNA binding; zinc ion binding
Source: RefSeq, a predicted model, not a curated record
UCCACAAGCAGCCCCUUCCCUCCCUCCCUCCCUCCCUCCCUCAGUCACUUUCUUCAGCCCUUCAGGUUGGUUUAAUUGUUUAAACCCUAUAAGUUUCUUAUUUUAACUUUCAAUUUGUUGAUUUACAUGUUUAUUUCCCACAAGGGUUGCUACAAUCGACAUGUGUGGCUACUAUUUGCUCAAAAUUUUCACAAAACUACUUACUCACUCAUACCCAUAACACCACCCGUUUACUACAAUAAUCAGAAGUUAAACGAGCUAUGUAAAUCGGGUCGAAUCAAUGAAGCACACCACCUGUUCGAUGAAAUGCCUGAGAGAGAUGACUUCACUUGGAACACCAUGAUUGCUGGGUAUGCUAAUUCAGGAAAGAUAACAUAUGCACAUAAGUUGUUUGAUGAAACUCCAAAGAAAAGUUCCAUUACAUGGUCAUCACUAAUUUCCGGAUACUGUAAACUGGGAAACGAACACGAAUCAAUGAGACUGUUUUACGAAAUGCGGUACCAAGGGUACAGCCCGAGCCAGUUUACGUUAGGUAGUGUUCUAAGAAUGUGUUCAACAAACGGGUUGUUGUCGAGAGGGGAGCAGGUUCAUGGGUACGCGAUUAAAACGCAGUUUGAUGCGAAUGUUUUUGUGGUGACUGGACUCGUUGACAUGUAUGCACAAUGUAGACGGGUGUUAGAAGCUAAGUAUCUGUUUAAGAUGAUGUCGCAUGGCAAGAAUCAUGUGACGUGGACCGCGAUGAUCACUGGGUACUCGAGGAACCAAGAUCCACUUGGGGCUAUUGAGUGUUUUCGUGAUAUGUGUGCAGAAGGAAUCGAGGCUAACCAGUAUACGUUUCCGAGUGUUUUGACGGCGUGUGGGGAAAUCAUGGCUUUUCGGUUUGCGGUGCAGGUGCACGGUUGCAUAGUGAAGGGCGGUUUUGCUGCUAACGUGUUUGUAGAAAGUGCGUUAGUUGAUAUGUAUGCAAGAUGCGGGUGUUUGAAUGAUGCGAGGAUUGUAUUGGAGUCGAUGGUAGUCGACGAUGUUGUUUCUUGGAACUCGAUGAUAGUCGGGUGUGUGAGGCAGGGUUUUACAUGUGACGCGCUUCAUUUAUUCAAGAAAAUGCACACCAAGAACAUGAAAAUUGAUGAUUACACAUACCCAUCUGUACUAAAUUGCUUUGUUUCCUUAAACGACGCUAACUCUUCAAAAUCUUCGAAAUCGGUCCACUGUAUGGCUGUGAAAACCGGGUUUGAAAGACAUGUGUUAGUAAGUAACGCUCUUGUGGACAUGUACGCCAAAAGGAGUGACUUAUCGUGUGCUUUUGCAGUGUUCGGUAACAUGAAAGAACCAGACGUCGUUUCAUGGACUUCGUUAAUCACCGGCUACACCCACAAUGGGGCCCACGAACAAGCGCUUACAUUGUUCUGUAAAAUGAGGAUUUCGGGAAUCAAACCGGACCAGAUAGUGACGGCCAGCAUCUUGAGUUCGUGUGCAGAACUUACCGUUCUUGAUUUCGGACAACAAGUUCAUUCCGAUUUUAUAAAAUCUGGUUUACGUUCAUCUUUAUCGGUUGAUAACUCGCUUGUAACAAUGUACACAAACUGUGGUUGCAUAGAAGACGCCAACAAAGUUUUCGCAUCAAUGGAUGUGAAGAAUGUAAUAACAUGGACCGCACUAAUCAUGGGUUACGCUAAAAAUGGUAAAUCAAACGAAUCGUUGAUCUUUUACAAUGAAAUGAUCGAAAGCGGCAUAAAACCCGACUUCAUAACUUUCAUCGGAUUGCUAUUCGCUUGUAGUCAUGCCGGGCUUGUGGAUCAAGCCCGUGAAUACUUUGACUCAAUGGUCAACGUUUACCAUAUAAAGCCCGGCCAAGAUCAUUACGCGUGUAUGAUUGACCUUCUAGGGCGGUCAGGGAGGAUAGACGAGGCGGUGGAGCUUCUAAACAACAUGGUGGUCGAACCCGAUGCAACCGUAUGGAAAGCGUUGCUUUCGGCUUGUAGGGUUCAUGGGAAAAUCGAACUUGCAGAAAAGGCGGCAAACACCCUUUUUGAAUUGGAACCUCAAGAUGCGGUCCCGUACAUUAUGCUAUCGAACUUGUACUCUUCGGCGGGUCAAUGGGAAGAUGCUGCGAGAAUUCGACGGCUAAUGAAAUCACGAGGCGUAAGUAAGGAACCGGGUUACAGUUGGAUGGAAAUUAACAGUAAAGUUUACUCGUUUAUGUCUGAAGAUAGAAGCCAUGAAAAGUCGGAUUUGAUUUAUUCGAAGAUUGAUGAGGUUAUGAUGUUGAUUAGAGAAGCGGGUUAUGUCGCGGAUAUGAAUUUCGCGUUGCAUAAUAUCGAUGAAGAAGGUAAAGAGCUUGGUCUUGCUUAUCACAGUGAGAAGUUAGCAGUGGCUUUCGGGCUUUUGGAGUUGCCGAGUGGAAUGCCGAUAAGAAUUUAUAAAAAUCUUCGGGUUUGUGGUGAUUGUCAUACUGCGAUGAAGUUUAUAUCGAGUGUUUAUGGGCGGGUUAUAGUUUUAAGAGAUUCGAAUCGGUUUCAUCACUUUAAACAUGGAGUUUGUUCUUGUGGGGAUUAUUGGUAACCAAAGUUAUUUAACUGUAUUAUUGGUCUUGUUUGUUGAAACUUGAAAGAUACAAUUUGAGUCAAAUCAUACAACUUUUUUAGA